Messenger RNA from Cyphellophora attinorum, 1431 nucleotides. RefSeq names its product High-affinity nicotinic acid transporter. Gene Ontology annotation, biological process: transmembrane transport. Lineage: Eukaryota; Fungi; Ascomycota; Eurotiomycetes; Chaetothyriales; Cyphellophoraceae. Gene Ontology annotation, cellular component: membrane. The record is from RefSeq and is a predicted model, not a curated record. Gene Ontology annotation, molecular function: transmembrane transporter activity. The transcript is spliced from 8 exons. Bases 1 to 1431 code for a protein of 476 amino acids.
AUGGCGUCUAUUGAGAAGGCAGAGCCGACGACGAUGGAAGUCGAGGCUGUGCCCAAGUUGACAGAGCACUCCAACCCUGACCAGCUUGCUGAAUUCGAGCCCAAGCGCGCUCGUUCUAUCAGACGCAAGGUCGACUUACGCCUCCUGCCUGCUCUAGCAUUUAUGUACGCCAUCUGUCUCAUCGAUAGGAACAAUCUGGCCGCAUUAGCACUUGCUGGCAUGACGGUCGAGCUUAAAAUAGUUACAGGCUAUGGCUACAACCUGAUCAACAUGUCGUUCUUCAUCACAUAUAUCCUAUUGCAGCCAGUCAUGAUCAUCGUCGGCAGGAAGAUAGGACCUCGAUGGUUUCUACCAGCGUGUGUGGUCCUCUGGGGCUGCCUCAUAAUUGGUGCUGCGUGGAGUCCGAAUUGGACCACACUGCUCGGCAUCAGACUCAUCCUGGGCUGCUUGGAAGCCGGCUUCUUUCCCUGCUGCGUGUAUCUUAUUAGUGCAUGGUAUACAAGAUUCGAGAGCGCGAAGAGAUACUCCGCUUUCUAUCUGACUGGUAGCUGCAUGGCAGCUCUUGCGAGUGUUGUCUCAUACGGUCUGUCCGAAAUGAAAGGAAUUGGUGGCUUGUCAGGAUGGCGAUGGAUCCUGAUCAUGUUCGGCAUCUUCACAGUAGGAGCAGGCGCCUACGGAGCUCUGACUAUGGUCAAGUUCCCAGACGAGGAGCUUAAGAAGCCCUCUCCCAAGUUCCUCAACAGAGACGACCUUGACUUUGCGACUGCUCGACUGCACGCUGAUCGGGCUGAUGUUGAGCUCGAGCCCUACGGACUGGUACAUCUAUGGUUCCCAGCUUUACUCAUGCUGAACACUGCGCUCGGCUACGCAUUUGCGUUCACGCUGCCGGUCAUCCUACGAGGAUCGCUCGGCUUCAGCGUUGCUAAAGCCCUUUGCUUAACAACGCCACCGUACUUCUGCUCCGCAUUGGUCAUGUUCGGCGCAGCAUGGAUCAGCGACAAGUACCAGACACGCGGUCCUGUCUUGAUCACACUGACUUUGAUCUCGCUUGUUGGGCUGCCCAUCAUGGGCUGGGUCAAGAAUCCAUGGGUGCAAUACUUUGGGGUCUUCGUCACGAUCAGCGGCGCAAACAGCGCUAUUCCUAGUGUCAUGGCAUAUCAGGCCACCAACAUCCGAGGCCAAUGGAGGCGAGCAUUUUGCUCCGCUUCCUUGACCGGGUUGGGAGGUAUCGGCGGGAUCAUCGGCGCUCUGAUCUUCAGGGCUCAGGAUGCUCCAAAGUACUAUCCGGGCUUCAUUGCCUGCAUCGUCGCAUCGGUACUCAUCAUUAUUAUCGUGCUGAUCAUGUCGUGGUACUUCCGUCGAUGCAAUGCUCAGGCGGAUCGAGGCGAAAGGAUUCUGCUAGGCGAUCCGAACUUCAGGUUCACCAUUUAG